ACUGGUAGGCGCAAAACAUCCCCCAGGACUUUUCAUGUCCGAAAAAGUAUGUGCACGGCCGCACUCGCCACCGCUUGACUCGGCGCAUCCCUGAAAACUGUUCAUUUUUGCGGCGAAGGCGUUGGAAAAGUGCAAGCGCGACAUGGAAGAACGCGAGCGCGGCAACGGGGACGCGGCGGAGUCCAACGGAGCCAUCCGGCCUCUCCUGCAGGUGCAGGCCGACCUCCAGAGCCCUCACCGGGUCACCAACUUCUUCAUCGACAACAUCCUCAGGCCGGACUUCGGACGCAAGAAGGAGCCGGCCGCGGCUCACCGGGGCGAGGGUGCGCGCCUCGCGUCGCCGCCGGAGAGCCUCGGCAGCCCCGCCGCCGCGCCGCAGACCGAGCCGCUGGGAAGCACCGUGCCCACGGAGGGGACCUCCACGCCGCACGCCGUCACCGGGGCCAAGAAGCCUGCAGCCAUAGCCGCCGAGGAGCCCCUGAAAGCCCGCGGGGAGAGCGGGGACCAGUGCCUAAGCUCGGACUCGGACAGUUCCCACUCCAGCGCCAACGCGGCCCCGGCUCAGAAGCCCAUGCUGUGGCCGGCCUGGGUCUACUGCACCCGGUACUCGGACCGGCCCUCUUCAGGACCCAGGUCCCGCAAACCAAAGAAGAAGACCACCACCACCAGCAAGGACGACAAGCGACCAAGGACGGCCUUCACAGCGGAGCAGCUCCAGAGACUCAAGUCCGAGUUCCAGAACAAUCGCUACCUGACCGAGCAGAGGCGCCAGAACCUGGCGCAGGAGCUGGGCCUGAACGAGUCCCAGAUCAAGAUCUGGUUCCAGAACAAGCGGGCCAAGAUCAAGAAGGCCACCGGCAGCAAGAACUCCCUGGCCUUGCACCUGAUGGCCCAGGGACUGUACAACCACGCCACCGUCACCAAGGACGACAAAUCCGACAGCGAUUGAAGUAUCCGUCCGAGAGCGCCGCAACAAACGCGAGCAACAACAAACGCGAGGAACAGAUGAUCAUGAAGAAGGGCGCGCCUUCUUGCAAUGCAAUAAUGUCAGCAAAACAAGGGCCAGUUCAAAGAUAUAUACCAGCAUCAAUUCUUUAAAAAGAGAUAUUUCUGCAAUAUGGCGUCUGUAAAAGAUGUUGUAUAAAGUUGUCCUUUUGUUUGUUUGUGUGUUUGUUUGUUUGUUGCCCCCCCCCCCCCUCUUCCCCCUCUAUUAAUCAACGAAUGAAUGCCAUCCAAUAAUAUGAUUGUCAUUGUUACAUCUGGCGCUUCGAUCAGAAGAAACAAGUCCAAAGAAUGUUUAUUUCCCUGCUGCAUCAAGGCUACUGUGAAUUGAAAUCACAUUUUAAACUGCUGAAUGAAUCGUGUAUAAAUAACAAGAGAGGUCUAUAGCAUUAUUUUCUAACAAUGUCGCUUCUAUAAAUGUUGACGUGUGCAGCUAUUGUAGUUUUUUUUUUUUUUUAUAUAGCAAUAUCAAUCACUGCAGUGUUCAAUGACUGACGGCUGCUAACAAACAAGUAGCAUUAAAAAGAAGCAUUCUGCAGGUUGUGUUCUUGGUAAAUCUUCUACAGUAAAUACAUUUUAUCACAUCUUGAAAGAAGACAUUUGUCGGUGACUGUAUUCAAAUGUGUAUUUAUAUAGAUUAUAUUGAAGAAAAAAAAAAUAAAUAAAAGAUAUCCGAUGACCAGUGUUGCUUUAGAGUAGAUAUCUGGGCUGUUUACACUGCUUGUUAAUCUUGCAAUAACGUUCCUUUUCUUUUCUUGUUUUGUGAAUGGAAAUGUGUCUUAUGAGGCCUUUUGCAUGAAAGCUGCAAUUUUGCUGUGCUGUACUGGCGGGGGGGGGCAAACAACUAUCUUUAUUAUAUGGACAAAAAGUGAGCUAAAUUGCAGAUACCAAACUGUGGACUUUUUAUUCACCCCCCCGCCUUUGCCUUUCAGUGUUUUUGUUGUGCAUCUGCAAAAAAAAAAAAAAAAAAAAAAAAAAGUGUGUGUGAAUUAAACAGAAGGAAAAUCCACCAAACAGAAACACACUUUGCCUUAAAAAGUUCACAUGUGGACUUUUUGUGAAAGAAAAACCUGCCGGAUCAAGAGAAGCGGUAUUACUUCAAAAUGCAGACUAUAGUUGGAUGCCUUUACGAACACUGCUGGUACGACAUUAUGAAUCUCAUCAGCGUACAUAUAUACAUAUAUCUAUAUAUAUGAACAAUGUUUUCCUCAAAUUGCAGCACAGAGUUAUAGAAUACAGUGCUAUUUUUUCCUUUUUUUUUCUUGGAAGUAUCCUUUGCUAAAAAGAAAAUGUACAUAAUUUGUAUAACGUAUUCAUUGUGUAAUUAACUGCCUCCUGGAAAUUGAAAAAAAAAAAAGAGUGAAUAAACCUUCAAGAUUAUACAAAAAAUAUAUAUAUUUUCCUGGUAUUUCUAU
Molecule: messenger RNA, 2417 nt
Organism: Nerophis ophidion (straightnose pipefish)
Lineage: Eukaryota; Metazoa; Chordata; Actinopteri; Syngnathiformes; Syngnathidae
Gene: en2a
Product: engrailed homeobox 2a
Exons: 2
Coding region: 143-949 (268 amino acids)
Biological process (GO): regulation of transcription by RNA polymerase II; neuron differentiation; multicellular organism development
Cellular component (GO): nucleus
Molecular function (GO): RNA polymerase II cis-regulatory region sequence-specific DNA binding; DNA-binding transcription factor activity, RNA polymerase II-specific
Source: RefSeq, a predicted model, not a curated record